AUGCCUGCAGUCUCCAAUGUCUUUGUCGCAGCCAGGGCCGUGGCAGAACUGACAAACGAAACCAGCGAUCCAUUACAGGUUAUUUGUGCCUGGCCCGUCUCUGGCCAAUACGGCACUGGCACCCGUGUUCUAUACUAUGUCCUCAUCGCCGCGUGUCUUGUUGCGCGGAGGGAAGAAUGGCUAGUCAAUCCCUGUUUAGCUGCGGCGUUGGUUCUACCAGCUGUUGCUGCCAUUCAUGGUAUCGUCUUGGUAGCGAUGCAUAAUCCCGAUGCUGUUGAUAUGGACAUUUUUGGAGCCUUUCAGCUAUGCGCAAUUGGUAUUCUCGCCGCGCCAGUGACAGUCAUGAUGUCAAAAACCUAUUUCAAUGACCCUGGAAGAAACACGAUUUUUCUGUGGACAUUUUUACUGUUGAUCGGCCUCUUGAGUAUGACCAUCGAGUUCUACCGCAUAGAAACCCACGACUGCACCAAAGAUGCCUUUGGAAACCCCGUGUCAAACAUCGCCUCCAACUUCACCUACAUCGACGGCAACAACUGCGGCCUUAUCUGCUCUACUCAAGAUGGCCCUAGAUCGCCCAUGAGAGGCGGAUCAGCCGACAAUAUAUACGUCAUCCCCGCGCCGCACACACUCACAUUCGGGGCUGCGACACUUCUUGGGGCUGCGUGCUGUGUGCAUGCUGUUCUAUGUUUGGUGUCUAUGUGGGACAGAGUGCUGGAGAUUAACUGGCGCCGACGAUUCGGACGGCAGGAGGAAGAGGAUACAGCUAGUGAAGAUGGAGAUGCUAACAAGGGCGUCAUGAAAACGGUCAACGAUACAAUUGGAUUCUUUUUGAGAAUUCUGGCUGUUCCUGUCUUUGGAGGCGCUGGGUUGGCAAUUUUGAUAGUGGGGGAGAUUAAUUUCUUCAGUCCUCAGGUGGAAUACCAAACGGAACCCAUGGCAAAUAUUGGACAAUGGGCUCCCGUUACAGGUACCGCGAUGGCCAUGAUCGGAUCACUGUAUCUUCUGCUCGCCCGACAUGCCGAAGAAGCAGGCGAUCCGUACGCACCUCACCAAUGCAAUUGUCCUCACUGUCAUAUCGACAACAGUGCACGGCACAGUCAAAUAUCGCAUCAUGCCAAAACUCACGCAACAGUGGCAACCAGCCAACUCUCACCAAACACAGACCUCACACGUCCUCGGUCAUUGAUAUCUCUACAACAUCGAGAACCAUCACUAGAAGGACACCAGAGUCUUAACUUCCCAACAAGAAAUCCCUACAGACAAAGGAUUGAGAACGCAUUCUUUCGAUUCGGCGAGAUAAUCGGAACUCCGCCUCAUGACUAUAUCACAGAACCGAAAGUUCGAAAGUCAGACCGUGUUGAUAUACCAAUGAUACCAGGAGAGCGAUACAGAAAUGAACGUGUAUCGGCGGUGGAAAGGGAAAGAGAUCAGCAUCAGGAUCUCGAGGAGGAGGCUCCUUCAAUGAGAUCAAGAUCCAGCAGCUUUCGUGCUAGUGACACACUUACCAAGACCCAGCCUAAACUACAGAUAUGGGUUUAG
Messenger RNA from Fusarium pseudograminearum CS3096, 1539 nucleotides. RefSeq lists its product as uncharacterized. The coding region runs from base 1 to 1539 and encodes 512 amino acids. NCBI's taxonomy places the organism in Eukaryota, Fungi, Ascomycota, Sordariomycetes, Hypocreales, Nectriaceae. The transcript has 10 exons. The record is from RefSeq and is a predicted model, not a curated record.